AUGGCAGCAGCCACCACAUCAGCCACCUCAUUCUCCACCGCUCACCUCUUCCGCUCGUCCUCCCUUAACCUCAAACAGCCUCUCUCCCUCUUCUUCCCCAACCCCCGCCACCGAUUUCCAUCCAAGUCCCUCCGCUUCUCCGCCGCCCACAAAAUCUCCGCCACCAUCUCCGUCGGCGACAAGCUCCCCGAUGCCAUCCUCUCCUACCCCGACGCCUCCGAAGAGAUCCAGACCAUCUCAAUCGCCGACCUCACCGCGAAUAAGAAGGCAAUUUUGGUCGCCGUGCCCGGGGCCUUCACCCCGACAUGCUCGCAGAAGCACCUCCCUGGAUUCGUCGAGAAGGCGGCGGAGUUCAAAGCGAAGGGCAUCGACACCAUCGCAUGCGUCUCCGUCAACAACGCCUUCAUCACGAAGGCAAUGAUAUUCCUCAUCACAAAGGCAAUGAUAUUCCUCAUCACGAUGGCAUCGGGAAGCUUGUCGCCGAAGGAGAUGGUGGCGGAGAUUUUGGGGGCGGCGGAGAAGCGGAGGGACUGGGAUGGAAAUGGGCGGCAAGGGUUUGGGAAGAAGAGGGAGAGAGGCCGUGGCGGAGCCAGAAAUUUAAUGUGGGGAGCCCAAACUACCACUAAAAAAUUUAUUGAGUGUGUUCAAUACAAACGACAUGAAAAUAGCUCGAAUGUGAGCAAUAUAAAAAGCCACGCGUAA
Molecule: messenger RNA, 702 nt
Organism: Salvia hispanica
Lineage: Eukaryota; Viridiplantae; Streptophyta; Magnoliopsida; Lamiales; Lamiaceae
Source: RefSeq, a predicted model, not a curated record